Messenger RNA from Prionailurus viverrinus (fishing cat), 2080 nucleotides. RefSeq names its product G protein-coupled receptor 137C (gene GPR137C). The record is from RefSeq and is a predicted model, not a curated record. Gene Ontology annotation, cellular component: lysosomal membrane. The transcript is spliced from 7 exons. The coding region runs from base 1 to 1260 and encodes 419 amino acids. Lineage: Eukaryota; Metazoa; Chordata; Mammalia; Carnivora; Felidae. Gene Ontology annotation, biological process: positive regulation of TORC1 signaling.
AUGAGGGUGCCUGUGCCGGGUCCGGCGGCCGGCCGCGAGCCCUCGACGCCCGGAGGCGGAGGCGCCGUCGCUGCCGCCUCAGGCGCCGCGGUGCCGGGCUCGGUGCAGUUGGCGCUGAGCAUCCUGCACGCCCUGCUCUACGCCGCGCUCUUCGCCUUUGCCUACCUGCAGCUGUGGCGGCUGCUCCUCUAUCGGGAGCGGCGGCUGAGUUACCAGAGCCUCUGCCUCUUCCUCUGUCUCCUGUGGGCAGCGCUCAGGACCACCCUCUUCUCCGCCGCCUUCUCGCUCAGCGGCUCCCUGCCCCUGCUCCGGCCGCCCGCUCACCUGCACUUCUUCCCCCACUGGCUGCUCUACUGCUUCCCCUCCUGUCUCCAGUUCUCCACGCUCUGUCUCCUCAACCUCUACCUGGCGGAGGUUAUAUGUAAAGUCAGAUGUGCCACUGAACUUGACAAACACAAAAUUCUGUUGCAUUUGGGCUUCAUAUUGGCAAGCCUUCUUUUUUUAGUGGUGAACUUGACUUGUGCAGUGCUAGUCCAUGGAGAUGUCCCAGAAAAUCAAUUGAAGUGGACGGUGUUUGUUCGAGCAUUAAUUAAUGAUAGCCUGUUUAUUCUUUGUGCCAUCUCUUUAGUUAGUUACAUAUGCAAAAUUACAAAAAUGUCAUCAGCAAAUGUCUACCUCGAAUCAAAGGGUAUGUCUCUGUGCCAGACUGUUGUUGUAGGCUCUGUAGUCAUUCUCCUCUACUCUUCAAGAGCAUGUUACAAUUUGGUGGUGAUCACCAUAUCUCAGGAUACAUUAGAAAGUCCAUUUAACUAUGGCUGGGAUAAUCUUUCAGAUAAGGCUCAUCUAGAAGAUGUGAGUGGAGAAGAGUAUGUAGUAUUUGGAAUGGUCCUCUUUCUGUGGGAACAUGUCCCAGCAUGGUCUGUGGUACUCUUUUUCCGGGCGCAGAGACUAAACCAGAAUUUGGCACCUGCUGGCAUGAUAAGUAGUCACAAUUACAGUUCCAGAGCUUACUUUUUCGACAACCCAAGACGAUAUGAUAGUGAUGAUGACCUGCCAAGACUGGGAGGUUCGAGAGAAGGAAGUUUAUCAAAUUCGCAAGGUUUGGGCUGGUAUGGCACCAUGACUGGGUGUGGCAGCAACAGCUAUACAGUCUCUCCCCACCUGAAUGGACCUAUGACAGACACUGCUCCUUUGCUCUUUACUUGUAGCAAUUUAGAUAUGAGCAAUCACCAUAGCUUGUAUGUAACACCACAAAACUGACAGCAUUACCGAGCCGUGAUUCUUCCAUUGUUUCUCAUGAACGUGUAUAUUCGAUGUGUUUAAAUGCCAUCUACAUAAACAUUCCAUUAUCUGUUGCAACUGAAAACACAGCCUGGAAAUGUGGUUCAGCAGAGAACACACCUGUUACUUUUGACUUCUUCAUAGCAAAAUGAAGUAAAAUGGGAAGUUUGGAGUGGGAGAAAAGAAGGAUUAGAUCUUAAGGCACUUGAUGGCUGCAAACAUCCUGACUUUGGAACAUCAAAUGCAUAUUUGCAUAUUUGCACUUUUAUCUUUGUUCUGAAAGAGUACACUGCAAUCCCCAAAGUCACACUCUAGGGUUCACACUAGGAUAUUAUAUUGUACACCUAAUUAGGAGGCAAUUUCCCUAUGAAAAUCAAAGCCUGUAUAUUCAGUGGUAUAUUCUAUGUGGAAUUCUUACCCAAUAAAAAUUUUACGGUGUGAACAGUGUGCAGGAUUAAGGUAUAACAAUGUACCAUUCUUUUUAAAAAUCUACUUAAAAUUAUGUGAUCACUGAAGAUAGUUCUUUUAAGCAUGAUUGUAAAAUACCAACCAAAAUUAUUCCAUCAUUUUUUUUAAACGACAGUAGUAAUCCUUUACAAUGAUGACCAGCAGUGUUCUUUGGAAAGCCACAGUCAUUUCUUCAAGAAGAAAGUAUACCGGUGAAAAUGAUGUGGCUACUUUGAGUAGAAUUGGUCAAGUGAUCAUUUUGUAUGAUUAAGAUAUAUUAUAGUAGUUUAAGCAUGGCUCUUCAAGAAAGCAAUAGUGAUUUUUGCAUAGGGAGAUUUGGGUAGAAACUUCU